Gongylonema pulchrum is the source of this 279-nucleotide messenger RNA. The record is from the annotation of a GenBank genome assembly. NCBI's taxonomy places the organism in Eukaryota, Metazoa, Nematoda, Chromadorea, Rhabditida, Gongylonematidae.
UCGAAUUACUAUUUUUUGAUACACGACUGCUACGUGAAAUCCGAAACAAAGAAUGUGCAGAUUUUGGAUUACGAUGGAUGUGAAAUUGACCCACACUUCCUUGAAACGCCAGAUUAUUCGAAAUUCUUCGAGCAGCCGAGGAAGGGUGAUGCAUAUAUCUUCAAAGAAAUGAGUGUUUUCAAAUUUCCCGGUGACGGUAAUGUCGUUUUCCAGUGCCAGAUAUCGUUCUGUGACAUGGAAAGCGAUGAAACGUGCAAGGAAAUGAUCGUAAGUUUCUAA